Mytilinidion resinicola is the source of this 860-nucleotide messenger RNA. RefSeq names its product NAD(P)-binding protein. The record is from RefSeq and is a predicted model, not a curated record. The transcript has 2 exons. The coding region runs from base 49 to 579 and encodes 176 amino acids. Gene Ontology annotation, molecular function: oxidoreductase activity. Lineage: Eukaryota; Fungi; Ascomycota; Dothideomycetes; Mytilinidiales; Mytilinidiaceae.
CAUAGCACGUGAUCAAAACACUUAACUCUUGAAGCGGGUGAACCAGACAUGUCUUCCCCCACGGCGAUUUCAGAGCAUUUCUUGAAGUCUACCGCAGAAUCUUGGGAGGAUACAUUCCGUACUAACACGACCGCCAUCUUCUACACAUCCAUGGCCUUCCUCCCGCUCCUCACCAAGGGCGGCAAGAAAACUCCCGGCUAUACCAGCAGCGUUAUCAACGUGACUUCUAUCUCUGGCGCCAUGAAGGGUAGCAGCGGCGGGCAAUUCGCGUACGGGACCAGCAAAGCGGGCGCCACUCAUUUGAGCCGGAUGCUAGCAGUUACGUUCGCGAAGACGCGUGUGAGAGUGAAUGUGAUUGCACCGGGCUUGUUUCCGAGUGAGAUGACGACGGGGGAGUCUGAGGAGGAUAAUAAAAGUGUGAUCGACAAGAAGUUGAGUAACCCCGCAGGGAGGCCGGGGAGGGAUACGGGUAUGGCGGCAACGGUGUUGAUGUUGGCGGGCAAGGGAGGCGUUUUCUACAAUGAGCAGAUUAUGUACCCGGAUGGAGGGAGUAUGUUGGUGCAGCCGGCGUCAAAUUGAAGCACAAAACAUGGGUUGUAUGUGUUCUGAGGUACUACAGUGCCUUGCCGUAAAUAUCCGUACACCUCCCUACCAUUGUCCAUGGGGCUUCAACGUACUAAUAGAACCUGGGGGCAGCAGAUACACUUCCAAUCUGCGUACACCCUGUUGACGCUGUCCGGGGUAGCCUUACGAGUUUACUAAUUGUCCAAAAUGUGGAAGUUCUCUUCUUUUCCGAAAGCUGAAAAUACUAUGAAGCUCCUUGUGCGGCGAUAAACGAGUGUAAAGAUUUCUAUAACGAA